GCGUGGAGGUGCCACAGGGCGCGGGCGGCGGCGGGUCUGCGCCGAAGGAGCCACCGUAUCGGGGACCGAGGUCCAGGGGCGCAGCAGUGGCUGCGGCGGCAGGACGAUGGCAGCGCCCACAGGAGCCAUGGCAGCGAUUGCAGCCUCAGACCGCAGGCGCGGGUUGUGGUCGGUGCUGGCGGCGGCGCUCGGACUCUUGACAGCUGGAGUAUCAGCCUUGGAGGUGUACACACCAAAAGAAAUCUUCGUGGCAAAUGGGACACAGGGGAGGCUUACGUGCAAGUUCAAGUCUACCAACACCACGAGCGGGCUGACCUCGGUCUCCUGGAGCUUCCAGCCAGAGGGGUCUGACACCACUGUGUCGUUUUUCCACUAUUCUCAAGGACAAGUUUACCUCGGGAAUUAUCCACCAUUUAAGGACAGAAUCAGCUGGGCCGGAGACCUUGACAAGAAAGACGCGUCGAUCAACAUAGAAAACAUGCAGUUUAUACACAACGGCACCUACAUCUGUGAUGUCAAAAACCCUCCUGACAUCGUGGUUCAACCUGGACACAUUAGGCUGUAUGUCGUAGAAAAAGAGAGCUUGCCCGAGUUUCCAGUUUGGGUGGUGGUGGGUAUAGUUUCUGCUGUGGUCCUAGGUCUCAUUCUGCUCACCAGCAUGGUUCUGGCUGUUUUCUACAGAAGGAAAAGCUCUAAACGGGACUACACCGGCUGCAGUACAUCAGAGAGUUUGUCAGCGGUUAAGCAGGCUCCGCGGAAGUCCCCCUCCGAUACAGAGGGCCUGGUAAAGAGCCUGCCUUCUGGAUCUCACCAGGACAUGUAGAAUGUCAUCUGUGGAAUAAAGACAGACAUACCGGGGUCCUCGUUGUGACGUAGCGGGUAAGGCCACUGCCUUCGACGCCGGCAUCCCAUGUGGGCACCAGCUUGUGUCCCGGCUGCGCCACUUCUGAUCCAGCUCACCACUAGUGGCCUGGGGAAGGCAGCAGAAGAUGGCUCAAGUCCUUGGGCCCCAGCUACCUACGUGGGAGACCUGGAAGAAGCUCCUAGCUCCUGGCUUCGGCCUGGCCCAGCGCUGGACGUUGGAGCCAUUUGGGAGAAAACCAGCGGAUGGAAGACUUCUCUCUCUCUCUCUCUCUCUGUAACUCUGACUUUCAAAUAAAUAAAUAAAUCUUUUUAAAAAAAGAACAAACCCGGUUCGCCUAUUUGAUUUACCUGAUCCGUUUUACAGGGUGUCUGGAUAACACAGUGCUCCCAAUAGGUGAGUCAGGGACUGUCGGUACCGCCCACGUUGUCCGUGUCAGAUUGUCACAGUGCUGAAAGACACAGACGCCACUGUCAGUGCCGUUUUAGAGACACACUGAUGCUUGCACAUUUACAGAGGUGCUGCAGGCCACAUGGUCUCUGCCAUGAUCACGGGAGACCUACAUUCGGACCCCAGCUCGGCCCAAGUUCACGCGGGUCUGGGCCGUGAGUGGUGUUUUGGAACUUGAUUUUGACGUGCACCGUGGCAUAGCUCUCUCCGCUCGGUCUGUCCCUCCUUUUGUGGAGGGUGGAGCACCUGAGCCAAAGAGUGCAGUGUGGAGGGCUCCUGGGCGGGGGUGCGGGUGUGUGUUUGACACCCCAUGCUUUUGCCCGCGGAACUUUCCAUCUCAGAGUUGAAAGCUUAAACCACUGUUGUUGGACUUCUCAAGAAGAAUUCCCGUGAAUUAGGAGAAAGCCGAUUUGGGGUUAUAUUGCACUCUUCUUUUAAGAUGAGAGCUGUUGUACAGUUUUGGGGUGUCCAGGUUAGAAGUGCCAUGCUGGGCACCCACUGUCGGUCUGCACCCCUAGCCUCUGCUUAGACCUCUGCCCCUCAAAGAGGGCAACAUGCCCCGUCCCAGAUAUUUGCAAAAGCAGAGAGAACAAUGUAACGCCCCCUUCCCUCCUUCUGUAUUGGACCCCACAGCUCCCUGGGACUUUUACCCCUUCCUUCCUGCUCUGGUAAAGGGGCCUUCCUUACUUUAUUCCAACUAGGGCCUUUCUUUAUAGCUUUAGAGAGCGUGACUUUGAGAAUGCUGUCUUUUUAGUUUUAUUUUAAAAUGAAGAAGAGCUAGCGCCAUCAGUGCUG
Messenger RNA from Lepus europaeus (European hare), 2107 nucleotides. RefSeq names its product myelin protein zero like 1 (gene MPZL1). The record is from RefSeq and is a predicted model, not a curated record. The transcript has 6 exons. NCBI's taxonomy places the organism in Eukaryota, Metazoa, Chordata, Mammalia, Lagomorpha, Leporidae. Gene Ontology annotation, cellular component: membrane; focal adhesion; cell surface. Bases 107 to 823 code for a protein of 238 amino acids.